Molecule: messenger RNA, 3375 nt
Organism: Magnusiomyces paraingens
Lineage: Eukaryota; Fungi; Ascomycota; Dipodascomycetes; Dipodascales; Dipodascaceae
Exons: 1
Coding region: 1-3375 (1124 amino acids)
Source: RefSeq, a predicted model, not a curated record
AUGCCCAUCUGGUCUAGAAAAUCCCGUGCAUCGUCAGUAUCUUCUCUGACCCAUCACAAUCAACCUACCAUCAUCUCUCAAAAUCAUCAAUCCUCUCCAUCAAUCCCAUCAUCUCCUACUAAAAAUCCACCCAUAAAUCUCCCAUCAGACCCUGUCCAAAUUCAAAUCCUUUCUCGACAAUGUCUUCAGGACCCUUCAGAAGACCCAGGACUCCCCCCAUCCUACGCAAAUCUCGCACCCAUCCCUCCUAGAUCUGCCAUCCAUCCAAGACCAGAAGAAGGCUUCGAAUCCCUCCCCUUUUAUGCCCCAGCAAUCUAUAAAGAAGGCCCUGCAAUGCGCAAACCUGAACUUAUCUCUCCAUACCUUCCUGCAACUCAACGUCCUUGGACCCCAAUCUACCUUCAACUUAACAAUACCCAACUAAACAUUUAUACAAUCAUUCCUAAAAAGGGCUCUCCAAAUCUACCGCAAGCUCUCCCACCACGUGAAGACACAACAUAUGAUCUCUCAUCUUCUCCACAUGGCCCUGCCCCGCUUUUGGCCCAUCUACUUCGUAACAGAUCUUUCCCAAUAAUUACAAAUGUCUCUUCUCCAUCAUCACCUUCUUAUUCUUCUUCUUCUUCUUUUUCUUCUCAUUCUUCAUCAACGUCCCCUCCUCUCUCCUCCUCGGAAAAGCCUCCUUUCCAUCAUUUCCAUUCCUCUGCAUCUAAUACCCCGCCAUCUGCUGAUCUUGCUCAGGGUCUCCAGAUCGGACCUAAUCACAAAAUAGGCAGGCUCCUCAAAUCAUACACCCUGCAAUAUGCAGAGGUAGGCGGGGCUCUUGACUACUCUAAGCGUAUUUGUGUUUUACGUGUUCGUGCAGAAGCAGAGCAGUUUUUGAUCCAGUUAGAAUCGGUCUUUGAUUGUGUCACUUGGGCAAACGCCAUCCAAAUGGGUAUAGAUGUUGCACUUCCUUUAGACGAAAGGCCUUUACCUAAACACAAAUUAUUACCACGAAGAAACAGACGAAAUAGACGAAGGCAAAGAACUGCCAAUUCUUCAUCCAACUUACCAGCUUCAUCUUCUUCACAAGUCCAAACUACAGUUAAUAGUCGGGCCAUUGCGGCUGCUACUGCUACUGCUACGGGGAUCACGGUGGCUCAGCCUCAUCAAUCUUCUUCAUCUUCAUCUUCAUCUGCAUUGCCAUCUAACCAACAUCAACAGCAACAGCAACAGCAACAGCAACAGCAACAAAGACGAAACAGAUUGAAUUCUAUUUCUUCUCUUUUAUCUCAAACAUCUGCUCAUGAAUCUGAUUCUUCCAUUAAUCACUCUAACCGACCUUCAAGGUUCACACGGCUUGUCCAAAAAAUCCAAACUCGUUCAGCCUCUUUUUCAGCUACGUCGGGUCCUGUUGCAGCUGCUUUAACUUCAUCUAGUACUAGCAAAGCCCAGCCAAGAUCUGGUAGCGAGCAAAUGGAAUGUUCAAAUGCAAAUAACGAUGACACGUUUGUUGAAGAUCUUCUUCAUCAUUCCGAAAUGCAGUCUUCUGAAGGCUCUUCAAACCCCCCCGCCCAUCAUGACACUAACAAUUUGGCUGCUCCAGCAACGAAAACACCUGCUGAUGACCAAGCCGUGUCUCACGCGGUCGACAACAAACACAACGCUCCCGGUGGCUUCAACAACAGUAGCAGUAGCAAUAACAACUGUAAUGGAAAUAGCAAUAGCAAUAGCAAUAGCAAUGAUAACAAUAACAAUAACAACAACAGCAGCAGUAGUAGCAGCAGUUACCCCACCUUGCAUCAUCAAACUUUUAUGCAAACAACUGCAUCUGCUUGUAACAAAAAUCUCCACCCAAGACAAUCAAUUUUCCUCGUACAUGAUGAUGUUGAUGAUGAUAAUAACAAUAAAAAUAAAAAUAAUAAUAAUGACGACAAUGAAAACGACAACAACACAAAUACCGUCCAACACGACCAUCUCUUAACUAACCAAUACACAGCACAGCCACCAAACCUCCCCUCUUCCUCAGCAUCAACAGGCUCCUCCGGAUCAUCUGGAUCUUCCGCAUUCUCCGCAAAUGAUCUCACUCACACCCUGACCCCACUCUCAUCACCAGAUAGCCCUCCACUUUGUGUAAACCUUAACGCUUUCCACUCAUCAACAUCAUCAACACCUGCAUCGGUUCUCCAUGCUCCGGUCCCGCAUCGGGUCCCCCACAUUCUUCAUACCCACCAUCGAUUUUCCGAAGACGAAACCGACGACGUCGGUGAUGACGAAGAAGAAGAAGACGAAAGUUACGGCCUGGAAGAUAUCGUAAAUAGAUACGGUUCAACAGGUUCUUCCAGUGGCACUUCAUCCUAUGAACUUGACGACGAUGAACUGUCCCUCAUUAACGCAUACUCGGGUAUUUCCCCACACUCUUCCUUUUCUGUGGACGGUCCUAAUUCAACAUCCCAUUCUAACCAUCACCCUACUGCCCCAUUCAGCUUGCCAACCAUUCCAGGCACUCCAAUUCUCUCAGAUUCCCUACCCUUUAUGCUGCCACCUUUUACUGCAAUGUCACCUUUAUUCCGUGCAACAACAAGUACCCCAAGUGGCUGUGACCUCGAAACACCUACAUUCGAGCGAUCAGCCUUCUUAACAAAUGAUGACGAAAAUAUGACUGCCAUUUUAUCUACUGAGGCUUUUGGAACAACAACAACAACAACAAAAACAACAAACGCUUUGCUUACAGCCCCAGCAACCGUCACUAAUACCCGCACACCCACUCCGGAACUCGGAUCAGGUGCCUGUCUUAGCACAGAACCAACUAGUAGUUCUCCUUCUACUACAGGCGGUGCCAGUACCCCGGUGACAGCCAGCAGUAGCAGUGCAACCUCGGCCUCUGCAAGCGGUGAAGACGUGACUCCCGACGACUCUUCUCCCUUAGAGAAACCAGAGACUCACCUGCAGUCAGAUACCCUUCAUCAUCACCGCCGUGGACCUUUAGUGGAUGAAACUGAGGAUGAUGAAGGCUACGUUGUUGGAGACGAGGAUGAGAUGUAUGAUGACUUGGAUGAAGAUCCCGAUGGUCUUAGUCCUAGAUUUCUACGCGAACGACUCCGCCGGCCGUCCUCGUCGUUCACGCAUCCUGCUAUUGUGGACAAUGCAGAUCGUGGUCCUCGUCGGCCAUCAAUGCACGAGUUUUUGGCAUAUAUGGACUCUGGGGACUGUGAGGCUGAUGACCCGCACGCCAAAUGGGAGCCCAAGCAUCCGCACGAGUCACUCAAGCUCAUUUUCAGGUGUCUGCAGCCACUGCCUGCCCACGCACCAUGGAUUGAUAAAAUGGUUGUUGUUGAUGGGCAAAAGUACAUUGUGCGACCAGAGUCUUUAAUCAAAGUUCCACUUAAUUAUUAA